This is a messenger RNA of Sabethes cyaneus, 627 nucleotides long. Its product is annotated as U1 small nuclear ribonucleoprotein 70 kDa-like. Lineage: Eukaryota; Metazoa; Arthropoda; Insecta; Diptera; Culicidae. The record is from RefSeq and is a predicted model, not a curated record. The transcript has 2 exons. The coding region runs from base 1 to 627 and encodes 208 amino acids.
AUGAGCAUCGGCAGAACGAUGGAUCGAGCGGCUUCGAUUGCAGUUGUGACGAUACUAAUCAUAAUGGCCGUUAUCGGUGCUGCCAAAGACAAGAGACAAGAGACAAGAGACAAGAGACAAGAGACAAGAGACAAGAGACAAGAGACAAGAGACAAGAGACAAGAGACAAGAGACAAGAGACAAGAGACAAGAGACAAGAGACAAGAGACAAGAGACAAGAGACAAGAGACAAGAGACAAGAGACAAGAGACAAGAGACAAGAGACAAGAGACAAGAGACAAGAGACAAGAGACAAGAGACAAGAGACAAGAGACAAGAGACAAGAGACAAGAGACAAGAGACAAGAGACAAGAGACAAGAGACAAGAGACAAGAGACAAGAGACAAGAGACAAGAGACAAGAGACAAGAGACAAGAGACAAGAGACAAGAGACAAGAGACAAGAGACAAGAGACAAGAGACAAGAGACAAGAGACAAGAGACAAGAGACAAGAGACAAGAGACAAGAGACAAGAGACAAGAGACAAGAGACAAGAGACAAGAGACAAGAGACAAGAGACGAGAGGCAAGAGACAAGAGACGAGAGGAAAGAGACAAGAGACAAGAGCACAACAGUGCAAGAGACUAG